CCCGGGUGUUUGUGUCAUAGCAUGAGAGAAGGCUUUCCUUGCUUACACCGGGCUAGUCGUGGCUCUGCAUGCACAGGGGUUGAGAACCUGGCCCAUUAAAGCAGGCACAGGACUCCUUUUUGCCCUCCUCCAAGGUGCCCCUCCAUCUUGGCCCUUCCAGAGGGCGGCAAGGACUGUCUGUGAGCCAUAGCACUGACUUGGAGUGGAGUGCUGAGCUGUUCUCAGGGGUAGAAGGUGAUUGUGCCUUCUGAAGACCAGGGUGCGAUUGAUGGAGGAGCCCCAGGAGGGCAGCUCUGACUACUGCCGUUCCCAACAUCGUGGGUGCUGCCGCUGAGGAGGCCCGUGCACCUCUGGCCCUCACCAUUGCCCUUGCUUCCCAAUGGCCUCUGCUGCCAGGCCGGAGGCCAGCACUGCUGCCUGAGCCCGCUGCCCCUCUCCAGGACUCGCCGUUCCCUGAUGGGGUAACGUGACAGACCGGACCAGAGGCUGCCUGCCCACCACGGCAGAGUUGGUUGAGUUCAAGUUCAUUUUUCCUUUGGUCCUGAGUGCUGGGGCCCAACUCUGACCAAAGGGGACACUCACUUCUCUAUCCACCGAUGCAGAGAGGGUGUCUCCAGCGACAGCCCCAUCGAGGACACUGCUCUGCGGCCAGAGUCACCAACCCCAAGUUCUCGUUGCUCGGUUUUUUUGGUUGUUGUUAUUUUUAUUUUUGCAUCCUCCUAACUACUCCACUCUGAGGGACAGGACCUUGGAGCUGCCCAUCUUGCUGCGGGGUGGGGGAGGGGGUGUGUUUGUUUCUUUUUCUUUUCUUUCUUUUUUUUUAGAAUUGGGGUUUUUUGGAAUCAUCCACCACCAGGCAGCUUCCUCUCCCUCUCCCAAGUUAUUUGCACAAUAUUUGUGCGGGGUGUAGGGGCGAGGUUUUAAGAAGUCUUUUCUUUUCGGACAAGCACGGGGAUCUCACUGGACUUGGUGUGGGGGCCUGGGGGACCCCCCGUGCAGCCCUUGCUGGCUAGUCCUCUCUGGGUCCCCGGAGGAGGCAUGGCCCGCAUGAACCGGCCUGCACCUGUGGAGGUGAGCUACCGACACAUGCGUUUCCUCAUCACCCACAACCCCAGCAAUGCCACCCUCAGCACGUUCAUCGAGGACCUGAAGAAGUAUGGGGCUACCACUGUGGUGCGUGUGUGCGAAGUGACCUAUGACAAGACCCCUCUGGAGAAGGACGGCAUCACUGUUGUGGACUGGCCCUUUGAUGAUGGGGCGCCCCCUCCUGGCAAGGUGGUAGAGGACUGGCUGAGCCUGCUGAAGGCCAAGUUCUACAAUGACCCCGGCAGCUGCGUAGCUGUGCACUGUGUGGCGGGCCUGGGAAGGGCUCCAGUGCUCGUGGCUCUCGCUCUCAUCGAGAGUGGGAUGAAGUACGAGGAUGCCAUCCAGUUCAUUCGACAGAAGCGCCGUGGGGCCAUCAACAGCAAGCAGCUCACCUACCUGGAGAAGUACCGGCCUAAGCAGAGACUGAGAUUCAAAGACCCACACACGCACAAGACCAGAUGCUGCGUCAUGUAGUGCAGGUUCUGGCUCUGUACGCCCUGUACUCCUGUACCUCAUUACAUCAGUGUCUAAGGAGUCCAACGGCUGUGUGCGUUCCUGCUCUGUCCCCAUGUGUGCCCACGGCUGUCUUUCUGAGGCUGUCCCUGGACCUUCUGCCAGUCCUGUCCAACCCCUCCACCCCCUGCCCGGGCCUCUUCCCCCUGGCCUGUGUAUUGCAGGUGGGCUUUUUUUAACCACUGGGCCGAGAGCCUCAGCGGCGGCGCGCUCACCCUCACCUUUCUCCAGCACCUUUGUUACCAGGUGCUCUGGACUCUCAAGGCAAUAAAUCAGGAGCUGUGGA
Molecule: messenger RNA, 1885 nt
Organism: Rattus rattus (black rat)
Lineage: Eukaryota; Metazoa; Chordata; Mammalia; Rodentia; Muridae
Gene: Ptp4a3
Product: protein tyrosine phosphatase 4A3
Exons: 6
Coding region: 1039-1560 (173 amino acids)
Biological process (GO): protein dephosphorylation; endothelial cell migration
Cellular component (GO): nucleus
Molecular function (GO): protein tyrosine phosphatase activity
Source: RefSeq, a predicted model, not a curated record